Entamoeba histolytica HM-1:IMSS is the source of this 1170-nucleotide messenger RNA. RefSeq names its product alpha/beta hydrolase domain protein, putative. The transcript has a single exon. Bases 1 to 1170 code for a protein of 389 amino acids. Lineage: Eukaryota; Evosea; Mastigamoebida; Endamoebidae. The record is from RefSeq and is a predicted model, not a curated record. Gene Ontology annotation, molecular function: acetylesterase activity; monoacylglycerol lipase activity. Gene Ontology annotation, biological process: medium-chain fatty acid biosynthetic process; medium-chain fatty acid catabolic process.
AUGAUGAUAUUAUCGUUGAUUGUAUUUUUAUUUUUGGUUCAUCUACCUAAUUUAAAAGAAGACCAACCUUCCCUUAUUUCAUCACCUUCUUCUUUGUGCAAAAUAUUGUCUGAAAAGAUUAUUCUUCGUCCAUUCCAACUUCCAGUGUCAAUAGGUUCUGGUAUUCAACAAAUGUUAUAUGUUGGAAUUCGUUUUAGUGUUCAAUUGAAAUUUAACAGACAACUUGUUGACAGUUCAGAUGGUGGUUAUUUUGCUUUAGAUUGGUUAGACCAACCAGACUUACCAGAUGAUGCUCCAAUUAUAUUAGUUUAUCAUGGCCUUGCUGGUGGUUCAAGAGAAUCAUAUGUUGAACGUUUUUGUUACUAUGCUUCAAAAAAGAAUUAUCGUAUGUGUGUGUUUACUUGUCGUGGAUGUGCGGGGACAUUAAUUAAAACGCCUCGAGCAUACUCAUCUACAAAUUUGGAUGAUUCAAUUACUUCAUUUAAAAUAAUUCAUAACCAAUACCCUAAAGCCCCAAUUAUGACUAUUGGAUAUAGUCUUGGAGGAAUGAUUUUAACACAAGUAGUUUGUAGAUUAACAAAUGAGUUCAUCAAAGAAGUAAAUUAUUUAGGAUGUAUUGCUGUAUCUCCAACGUGGGACUCUUUGAUAAUUUCUGACUUAGUUCCACAACUGUUUAUGGAGAACUUUUUUAAAUCACUUCAGCGAAUUAUUGUAAAGAAUGUUGAUUUAUUGAUAGGCGCAGUAAAGAAUAAAGUAAUUAAUGUUGAUCUUCAAGUGUUAUAUAAACAAGCCACAAGAAAGAAUAUAUUAGGAUUUGAUAAAAAUUUUAAUUCUAAAAUAUUUAAAUAUGGAAGUUAUGAAACAUAUUAUUAUGAUAUAGAACUUUGGUACUCUUUAUUAGCACGUUCUAAAGUUCCUUUCCUCACAUUCAAUUCACAAGAUGAUCCUAUUGCAAUAUCAAGUAAAGGAAGUCGAUCAAGAAUAUCUAAUGCCAUUCAUGCUUCUUCAAACACAAUCUCUAUUUUCACUCAAACAGGAGGACAUUUGGGGUGGGUUGGAAAGAAAAAGGGGUCAGCUGGAUGGGAUGAUUCUGUUGCAUUACAGUAUUUUGAUGCAUUAGUUGAGUUAAACAAAACUGGAGAAUUGGAAAAUCUCAUUAAUCAAAAUUAA